This is a messenger RNA of Myxocyprinus asiaticus (Chinese sucker), 5600 nucleotides long. RefSeq names its product nucleolar transcription factor 1-B-like. NCBI's taxonomy places the organism in Eukaryota, Metazoa, Chordata, Actinopteri, Cypriniformes, Catostomidae. Bases 1121 to 3268 code for a protein of 715 amino acids. The transcript has 20 exons. The record is from RefSeq and is a predicted model, not a curated record.
AGGAAUACUAUUCAAUACUCACUAUUUGAUUAUAUGAAAUCCUUUUCAUGACUAAAAAAAAUCAAGGGACAUGUUUGUCACCAUAUUUAGAUAAUGACCCCUUUAUGAUCUGAACGAAGCAUCUUUUCUCCCCAGGCCUGGUCAAACUGAAGGGGUUGAGUCAGAUAGCUGUCUCCUCCUUUCCCCGUGCCAUUGGCCAAUUUCACAUAAAGAAAUCUCCGACAACGUGACCACUGUGUACAAUCAGAGAGCAUGAUAGGGCUAGAAUAGUUAUGGCACAUUUGCUUAUUCUCAGAGAAAACGGUACCUCAGUAAUCGUGCUUUCUAAGCCCAAAUUCCAGCGAGGGAACUUUAAGCACAACAGCAAUAAGUCUGCAUCAUCUCUGCACCACUAUUGUGUUGUUUAACAUCAAAUAGCACGAUGAAGCCCAACUCAACAGUCUAAUUACAACUAAUUAAUUUUGGGAACGCACAGCGGCAGUUUGUGUGGCCUCUGCAGCGGAAUGAACGUGGGCGCCCAAACGAAUCGCUUUAGCACUUGAAGUCGGCUAUAUGUGUUGGCUAAACCUGCUCUUUUGCAUAGGACGCUGUCGAUAUGGUUGUAACGUUAAAUAUCCGGCUAUGAAAAGAAAGCUUUCAAGCAACUACGAACUAACAUUAACGUAGUUUAUUAUUGUUAUCUGAAUGGUGGUAAAUUAGCUAAUAGUACUUAGAUGGCUUAAGUGAGUUUGAAAACUGACAAAAUACAGCUUCAAAAUGUUUCAAUAAAUGAAUACAAAUAUUACUCUUAUCAUUUGAAAAUGUACACUAAUCUUAUAAAUUAAAGUAUUUAUUUAAUUUUAAGCCUCCGCCUUUGUCUUUUUUUUUUUCCUCGCAUGUUUUCCCUCGGAGUUCCUCCCCCUGCGGCGCUGGGCGGAGUUUCAUACCGAACCAGACGCUCCUUUUGUCGGAUUCGUUUCGAUCUGACUCCCCGGGGUUUACGGCUAAAAAACAGAUCCUUAAAUACAAUAAAACUGCGUAACACGAAGACGUCGCUAAUCAAUAAGUCCAUCCGUGACGGGGUUUUGAAAAAGCCACUUGGCCACUGAAGUGUCAAGGUGGAUCUUACUGAACUGUCAUCAUGAAUGGCAGCACUAGUGUGUCUGGCUCUCAGACUGGACGAAUCAAAAGUGAAUCAGUUGUAGAUACAUGGAGCAAAGAGGACUGUCUGACACUGCUGGAGAGGAUACGCAGUCUGCUACCUGAUGGAGACACAAUGAAAUAUAAAACCACAGAGUCUCAUUUUGACUGGGAGAAAGUGGGGUUUGGGGGUUUCACUGGAGAUAUGUGUAAGCAGAAAUGGCAAAAAGUUUCCACAGAGGUGCGUAAAUACAGAACAAUGACAGAGCUCAUUGUGGACGCUAUUGAAUAUGUGAAGAACCCUUACAAAGGGAAGAAAUUGAAGACCCACCCAGACUUCCCAAAGAAACCCCUUACACCCUACUUUCGCUUCUUUAUGGAGAAGCGAGCCAAGUAUGCAAAAAUCCACCCCGAGAUGAGCAACUUGGAUCUUACCAAGAUUCUGUCCAAAAAAUACAAGGAGCUUCCUGAAAAGAAGAAGCUCAAGUACAUUCAGGAGUUCCAGAGAGAAAAAGAGGCUUUUGAGAAGAACAUGGCACGAUUCAAGGAGGACCACCCAGAUUUAAUAGAGGAGAGAAAGAAAUCAGACCUCCCAGAGAAGCCCAAGACCCCUCAGCAGCUGUGGUACAACCAUGAGAAGAAGACCUACAUGAAAGUUCACCCAGAGGUGAGUCAGAAGGAGCUGAAAGAAGCAUUACGGAGACAGUGGUCCCAACUCCCAGACAAGAAAAGGUUGAAAUGGAUCAGUAAAGCAUUAGAGCUGCAGAAACAAUAUGAGGACAGCAUGAGAGCAUAUUUUGAAACUCACCCAGAUGCAAACUCUGAGGAGCAUGUCAAGUCUGUCCUGACCAAGGCUGAACGGCAGCUCAAGGACAAGUCUGAUGGCCGACCAACCAAACCGCCACCGAAUGGGUAUUCUCUGUACUGUGCUGAACUAAUGGUAAACAUGAAGGACGUGCCAAGUACAGAGCGAAUGGUGCUAUGCAGUAAGCAGUGGAAGAUUAUGACUCAGAAAGAGAAAGAUAUGUUCCAGAAACGAUGCGAACAGAAAAAGAAACAGUAUGAGAUUGACCUUCAGAGGUUUAUUGAGAGUCUCCCAGAAGAGGAAAGGGAUCGUGUGUUGGGGGAGGAGAAGCUGGGAGGCACCAAGCUGGGCUUGGCGGGUGCUGGCAGUCCCCUUAGGGCUAAAUCCCCAUCUGUGAAGGGUCGUGACCCUGAGCUGGAUCAUGGGGCACAUGGGCUUUCAAAAGAGAAGCGAGAUGGUAAGAAGAAAACACGGCUCCCUGAAACGCCGAAGACUCCUGAGGAGAUGUGGCAGCAGAGCGUGAUAGGAGACUAUCUUGCAAAAUACAGGAAUGACCGGAAGAAAGCACAGAAUGCAAUGGAAGCUGCUUGGAAGGCCAUGGAAAAGAAGGAGAAGAUUCCUUGGAUCAAGAAGGCUGCUGAGGACCAGAAGCGAUACGAGGUUCAGUACCGGACCGUGAGAGAGCUGUUAGAGAUGAGGACGGCUCUGUCAGGACAGGGACAAAGAAAACCGAAAUUUGAUGGAGAGCCCAAAAAGCCACCUGUGAGUGGUUAUCAAAUGUUCUCUCAGGAGCUCCUAACCAACGGCGAGCUAAAUCACUUCAGCCUGAAGGAGCGCAUGGUGGAGAUCGGCAAACGAUGGCAUAAGCUUAGCCAGAGCCAGAAGGACAAAUAUAAAAAACAGGUGGAGGAGCAACAGCUAGAGUACAAAGCUGAGCUUGAAGCCUGGCUAAAGUCACUUUCUCCUCAGGAGCGUGCAGUUUAUAAAGAGUUCUCCACUACAAAACGGCGAAGCACAACGAAAGCACGAGGUUCUGGGGGAAAAGUCUGUGUCACCAAGGGGAAGGCGGUAGGUGCCAGAGCCACGCCGGUGGGUGUCGGGGGGGGCAAGCGUUCUAUGGCGUACCGGGCCAAGCAGGACACAUCAGACUCAGAUGAUGAUGAUGAAAAAACAGACACUUCAGACUCCGAGGAUGAAGAUGAUGAAUCAUCUGGGAGCUCAGAUAGUGAUGAUGAUGAUGAAGAUGAUGAGAAUGACGACGAUGAAGACGACGAUGAUGAUGACCAGUCAGAUGGCUCCAGCAGCUCAUCAUCUGAAGACAGUAGUGACUCUGAUUCGGACUAACCUGUCCCACCCCCUCAUAGAGGGGGCUGUGCCGGACACACCCCCUAGCAAAAUCCCUCCAAGAAAAUGGGAGGGGGCCUUGUAGCUGUGAGCUCACAGCAUGCAGUAAACUGGUUCCUUAUCGUAACAGGGCGAGAGACAAGAUGGGGGACAACAGCUCACCCCAUCACCAUGUCCACAUGAAAGGCAAAGUCAUACGGACAACUUUUUUUUUCUUUUAAAGGAGCUGUGUUACUUGUGUGGUAAUAGCAACUAUUUUUAUUGCCUUUAUAUAGGUGUAUUAUUAAAAAUCUGUGUUGGCUGUUUGUUUUGUCUUUUUUUAUUUUAACUAGAAAAAUAAUUAAUUUGAUUAUGACGGUUGAGCUUUUAUAAAUUUUGAAAGCAUCAGGGUUGCUCAGAGUUGGAUGCUAGGCGUGAGAAACUUUGAAAUGGAGGAGAUGAAUCCUGUUCAUAUUUGGUUGCCUCAGUCAGUUGCUGGGGAUAAGAGGGCUAUACGAGCUGCUCACUCUUGUUUGGAUCAUUCUGUUGCAGAUCCCCUGUAAUAAAUGCACUUUUUUUUCUCUUGUAUUCAUUUGUGUAUUUUCAGAUACAUGAGGAAAUUGAUAUUCACAUACAGUUGAAGUCAGAAGUUUACAUACACCUCAGCCAAAUACAUUUAAACUCAGUUUUUACCAUUCCUGACAUUAAAUUGUAGAAAACAUUCCCUGUCUUAGGUCAGUUAGGAUCACUAUUUUAAGAAUGUGAAAUAUCAGAAUAAUAGUAGAGAGAAUGAUUUCAGCUUUUAUUUCUUUCAUCACAUUCCCAGUGGGUCAGAAGUUUACAUACACUUUGUUAGUAUUUGGUAGCAUUGCCUUUAAAUUGUUUAACUUGGGUCAAACAUUUUGGGUAGCCUUCCACAAACUUCUCACAAUAAGUUGCUGGAAUUUUGGCCCAUUCCUCCAGACAGAACUGGUGUAACUGAGUCAGGUUUGUAGGCCUCCUUGCUUGCACACACUUUUUCAGUUCUGCCCACAAAUUUUCUAUCAGACUGAGGUCAGGGCUUUGUGAUGGCCACUCCAAUACUUUGACUUUGUUGUCCUUAAGCCAUUUUGCCACAACUUUGGAGGUAUGCUUGGGGUCAUUGUCAAUUUGGAUAACCCAUUUGCAACCAAGCUUUAAUUUCAUGGUUGAUGUCUUGAGAUGUUGCUUCAGCCACACAAUUUUCCUUCCUCAUUAUGCCAUCCAUUUUGUGAAGUGCACCAGUCCCUCCUGCAGCAAAGCACCCCCACAACAUGAUGCUACCACCCCCAUCUUCACGGUUUUGGAGCAGUGGCUUCUUACUUGCUGAGCAGCCUUUCAGGUUAUGUCAAAAUAGGACUCAUUUUACUGUGGAUAUAGAUACUUGUCUACCUGUUUCCUCCAGCAUCUUCACAAGGUCCUUUACUGUUGUUCUGGGAUUGAUUUUCACUUUUCACACCAAACUAUGUUCAUCUCUAGGAGACAGAAUGCGUCUCCUUUCUGAGCAGUAUGAUGGCUGCGUGGUCCCAUGGUGUUUAUACUCGCGUACUAUUGUUUGUACAGAUGAAUGUACCUUCAGGCAUUUGGCAAUUGCUCCCAAGGAUGACCCAGACUUGUGGAGGUCCACAAUUGUUUUCUCAGGUCUUGGCUGAUUUCUUUUGAUUUUCCCAUGAUGUUAAGCAAAUAGGCACUGGGUUUGAAGGUAGGCCUUAAAAUACAUCCACAGGUACACCUCUAAUUCAGUACACCUUUUAUCAGAAGCUAAUUGUCUAAAGGAUUGACGUCAUUUUCUGGAAUUUUCCAAGCUGCUUAAAGGCACAGUUAACUUAGUGUAUGUAAAUGUCUGACCCACUGGAAUUGUGAUAUAGUCAAUUUAAAGUGAAACUAUCUGUCUGGAGACAAUUGUUGGAAAAAUUACUCAUGUCAUGCACAAAGUAGAUGUCCUAAACGACUUGCCAAACUAUAGUUUGUUAAUAUUAAAUCUGUGGAGUGGUUACGAAAUGAGUUUUAAUGACUUCAACCUAAGUGACUUCUGACUUCAGCUGUACUCUCUUGUAGGACUUUUAGUAUAUGGAUAGUAGUGUGUACCAAAAUGUGUCAAAUGUUUAAAUAAGUUAUUACAAAAAAUGAUAGAGGCCUUUUAAAGGAUGCUCCUGUCUUUGCUGAUUUGAGAAAGCAUGUAUGCAAAGGAAAGAUUCUUUUAUAACCAUAUUUUAACUUGCUUUAAAGAAAUGUUUCUGGUUCAAUACAAGUUAAGCUCAAUCAACAGAAUUUGUGGCAUGUUGAUUACCACAAAAAUUAUUUUGACAUCCCUUCUUAAAAAAAAAAAAGCAAA